Marmota flaviventris (yellow-bellied marmot) is the source of this 931-nucleotide messenger RNA. NCBI's taxonomy places the organism in Eukaryota, Metazoa, Chordata, Mammalia, Rodentia, Sciuridae. The record is from RefSeq and is a predicted model, not a curated record.
UACUGUCACGUGUAGAUAAAAUGUACCAAUAAAAAUGUGAAGUUCCGUUCUGGUCGGCAGUCUAGAUGGCCGAGAUGGAGACACUGAGCGCUGGGGCUGAGGACGGCUUCACCCAGGUCACCCGCAAGGGAGGCCGGCGGGCUAAGAAACGACAGGCAGCGCAACUGUCCGCAGCAGGGGAGAGCGGGGACGCGGGCUGCAUGGACACCGAGGAGGCCCGGCCGGCGAAGAGGCCCGUCUUCCCGCCCCUCUCUGGGGACGGACUUGUGGGUGGAAAAGAAGAAACGCGGAAAAUUCCAGUCCCAGCGAACAGAUACACACCAUUAAAAGAAAACUGGAUGAAGAUAUUUACUCCUAUUGUAGAACAUUUGGGACUUCAGAUACGCUUUAAUUUGAAAUCAAGAAAUGUAGAAAUCAGGACUUGUAAAGAAACCAAGGAUGUUAGCGCUCUGACAAAAGCAGCUGAUUUUGUGAAAGCCUUUAUUCUUGGGUUUCAGGUGGAGGAUGCUCUUGCCCUCAUCAGAUUGGAUGACCUCUUCUUAGAGUCUUUUGAAAUUACAGAUGUUAAGCCCCUAAAGGGAGACCACCUGUCAAGGGCAAUAGGAAGAAUUGCUGGCAAAGGAGGAAAAACCAAAUUCACCAUAUAGAAUGUGACGCGGACGCGGAUAGUUUUGGCUGAUGUGAAAGUUCACAUCCUUGGCUCUUUCCAAAACAUCAAGAUGGCAAGAACUGCCAUUUGCAACCUCAUCCUGGGAAAUCCUCCAUCAAAGGUUUAUGGCAAUAUUCGAGCUGUGGCUAGCCGAGCAGCAGAUCGGUUCUGAUUUCAAAUCAGAGACUUUUUAUCUCAUCUUUGGACUCUUAAAGAAAAAGACCUUGUACCCUGAAGGUGAUCACAUGAAACCAUGUGAAUUAUUUUUUAGUCACUUUGAGA